Malassezia globosa CBS 7966 is the source of this 555-nucleotide messenger RNA. RefSeq lists its product as uncharacterized. The record is from RefSeq and is a predicted model, not a curated record. Gene Ontology annotation, cellular component: mitochondrion. The transcript has a single exon. Gene Ontology annotation, biological process: mitochondrial respiratory chain complex II assembly; protein-FAD linkage; tricarboxylic acid cycle. The coding region runs from base 1 to 555 and encodes 184 amino acids. Lineage: Eukaryota; Fungi; Basidiomycota; Malasseziomycetes; Malasseziales; Malasseziaceae.
AUGGCACCUGUGAAUGUGAGGAUGAUCAGUCGCACCGUCGCGAAAAGCUCAGAGCGUGACAAUGGCUCGAACUUUGCAGAUCCAUUUCCAUUGCCAUUUUCCAAGGAAAUGGACCCGGCCAUGCGCCGUGAGUACGAAGCAGAGGAUGGCAUUGAUCUUGCGAGUGAGCAGCAGGGUGUAGAAGGCAUGUACGUGCCGAUACGCGUCCCGAAUCGAGACAAUGAAGACCGCCCACGUCUGUUGGCCCGACUGCAGUACCAGUGUCGGAAGCGCGGCACGCUCGAGACAGACUUGCUAUUGAGCACAUUUGCACAUGAAGAGCUCCGACGCUUGCCGGACGACGAGCUGCAUGAACUAGAUCGGCUGUUGGACGAGCCUGAUUGGGACAUAUUCUACUGGUGUACGGAUCGAAAGCCGGUGCCGGAACGCUGGCACGCAUCAUUCACGACGCCGGGCAGGCUAGGGUACCGUUUGCGCAUUCACACACGCAACGACCAAAGAUCUGUGCGUCGAUUCCCAUCCUUAAAGGGUGACAUCCAGUCUCCUUUGUCCUAG